UUUCCUCCUGCUCUAUCAGUAGCAGCACUGAACAUCAGAGUUAGAAGAGUUUGCAACAUCAAAGACCAUAAAAACCACCACCCCACCACUACCCAUUUUCUGGAGGGAAAAGUUGAGGCCUAAAGAGGAGCAGGGGUUUGCCCAGAGUCAGACGAUGCCUCCAAGGGUGGAGAGGGGUCUUGUCUUCUGCCUACCAGCUGGGUUCCUGGAGGCAAGGAGAUGCACCCUGGCACCCCAGCCACCUCAGGGCUCCCUGAACCCGCACCCCAGGAGCUGUGUGCCUUUGUGAGCGGGGUGGCUGCCCGAAUCUUGAGGACCCUACAACCCCGGAAGGCUCGGCCCCCCCGGAGAAAGCCCAACCACCGGAGAUUCCUCUACAACCAGCUGUGCAGGAAUUUUGCCGAUAUCGAGGAAGCCACCCAACACGUGGCCCUGACCUUCCUGUCCCAAGCGGGCCCAGGCCCCCAGCCCAAGCCCCGGCUCCAGCGGCCUCCCUCCCCCUUCCUCGGGGUGGCCCAGGCCCUGGCUGCCCCAGAGAGUGCUGGGCCAGGGCUGGCCUUGAGUCCCAGGGCUCUCCAGAGCCCGACACAUGAGCUCUUUGACAUCAUCCCUUUGAAUCCCAGGCUGCAAAUCCCUGGCCCUUCCCUUCUUCCUCCAGUUACUGAAGAUCUCUCCGUGCCUGCCCAGGUGCCCCCUGCCUCCUCCCUGUCUGUCCAGGCUCCCCACCUCCCCCCAAUGACCUUCGGCCCCACGGAGCUGUCCAACAAUACUAUAGAGACCCUGUACCAGGAGCCGGGUCAGCGCCUUCCCUACGAAGCCAUGGCCCUGGCCCCCUUGUCCCCCCAUGCCCUGGGGGUCUUGGAGGGGACCCUGGCUGCAGGGAUGUGCUGGGCUGCUGAGACAGAGCCGUCCCGGCCCUGCGGGGGCCCGGGGCUGGGGACCGUCUGCCCGCUGGACGCCCCUCCUGGCUCCCUCUGUCCCUGA
Messenger RNA from Vombatus ursinus (common wombat), 984 nucleotides. RefSeq lists its product as uncharacterized. NCBI's taxonomy places the organism in Eukaryota, Metazoa, Chordata, Mammalia, Diprotodontia, Vombatidae. The record is from RefSeq and is a predicted model, not a curated record. The transcript has 3 exons. The coding region runs from base 220 to 984 and encodes 254 amino acids.